GACGUCACGAGCUAACAGGAAGCUGGAGGUCCGCGCGUGAACUGCAAUCCGAGCCCAAGCCCGCCUGAGCUGCUGUACCGCUCUUGUUUACAGAAGCCACCUGCCCACAACAACAACAAGCUGUUGCUUCCUCUGCAGAAUUGGUCUGAUGGAGCAAAGGCACUCGGCACAGCUCGGUGCAAAAAGGCAUCGAUGCGACCGGUGUGCAUACAGCACGGAUCAUACUGCAAACUUGACACGGCACCAGAGAACUCACACAGGAGAGAAACCCUUCAAGUGCAGCGUGUGUGGGAAGGCGUUUGCACAGUUAUCUACUCUUGUAACACACCAGAGAACACACACGGGAGAAAAACCCUUCAAGUGCGGUGUGUGUGGGAAGGCGUUUGCACAUUCAUCUGCUCUUGUAGAACACCAGAGAACACACACGGGAGAAAACCCCUUCAAGUGCGGUGUGUGUGGGAAGGCGUUUGCACAUUCAUCUGCUCUUGUAGAACACCAGAGAACACACACGGGAGAGAAACCCUUCAAGUGCAGUGUGUGUGGGAAGGCGUUUGCACAUUCAUCUGCUCUUGUAGAACACCAGAGAACACACACGGGAGAGAAACCCUUCAAGUGCAGUGUGUGUGGGAAGGCGUUUUCAAAGUCAUGUAAUCUUGUAACACACCAGAGAACACACACGGGAGAGAGACCCUUCAAGUGCAGUGUGUGUGGGAAGGCGUUUGCACAUUCAUCUGAUCUUGUAACACACCAGAGAACACACACGGGAGAGAAACCCUUCAAGUGCAGUGUGUGUGGGAAGGCGUUUGCACAUUCAUCUGAUCUUGUAACACACCAGAGAACACACACGGGAGAGAAACCCUUCAAGUGCACUCCGUGCGGGAAGGCGUUUGCACAGUCAGCACAUCUUCAUGUACACCAGAGAAGACACAAGCAUCAGAAGAUCCACAAGGAGUGGAGUCUGAAAUCAGCUUGUGAAAGUCAAAGUGCUGCAAUGAGCCCAUCCCUCAUCAAACAAGAACCAGAAGAAAAUUCCAGCUUGGACACUUUUAAAGGUAAUGAGGUGAAAUAUGAAGAGGUGAAAUAUGAAGAGGUGAAGUUGGAAUGUGAAGAGGUGAUGGUGAAAUGUGAAGAUGAAGAUUCAACUCCAAAAUGGGACCUUCACAUCGAUGGAGGCAACGUGAAGCAGGAGGAGAAUUCUGACUGUGAGGCAGAGCGAGGCAACUCCCAGCAGUUUGUGGAAGUGGAGGUGUGGGUGGACUUCCUCCGAGACAACACAAAGUCAAAUGGAGACCCGGUAGAUGUGUAAGCUUGAGACGAUGUCGCUCCAAUAGAUGCACCCUUGUCACAGGCCUUUAAUGACAAGAAUGUGAAGUUGAACACUCAGUUCCUGGGUUCAACCUGCAGAGUAAGAGUGAGCGGCCAGUCUUUGUGUUCCCUGUGGGUUGGGUAGAUCCCUGUGUUACGAUCUAAACUUCCUGAUCUAUUAUUUUUGCUACUGACAUGACUUUACUGAAAGAACCAAAGAGUGUGUGAACAAGAGCCUGUCAGUAGGGGGCGAUGAUGUUUCAUCUCAGUUGUGUAAUUUGUCGGUAAUGUUGAGAAUUUGCUACAUUUUGACUCGAGACGCAAGCAUGCAAUGGCCUACUCGUUUUGAAUGACACAAUAGUAUGUUUUACAUCCACUGUUAAGCAGACGGUGCAUAAUUAUUUGAAAUAGCUUAACCUGGUGCAGUAUAUUUCACUGCAGUAAUUACAUUUUGUUAAAAUGGAAAAUGUCUGUCAAUAAUUUAGAAUGAACACUGAUUUUGUGUACAUGCAACAUUUUAUUUGUAAGGGUCAAACAUUGAAUAAGUGAUGUUAGGACAAAGUUUGUGUUUUUGGAAGUAACCUGUACAGAUCACUCAGGUGAGACCCGUUGUUCUUGUGAUACAGGUCUAAGGGUAGUAUCCACACAUGCCCGUUUGC
Molecule: messenger RNA, 1964 nt
Organism: Lethenteron reissneri (Far Eastern brook lamprey)
Lineage: Eukaryota; Metazoa; Chordata; Hyperoartia; Petromyzontiformes; Petromyzontidae
Product: zinc finger protein 239-like
Biological process (GO): embryo development; regulation of transcription by RNA polymerase II
Cellular component (GO): nucleus
Molecular function (GO): DNA-binding transcription factor activity, RNA polymerase II-specific; RNA polymerase II transcription regulatory region sequence-specific DNA binding
Source: RefSeq, a predicted model, not a curated record